This is a messenger RNA of Brassica rapa (field mustard), 2120 nucleotides long. RefSeq names its product aberrant root formation protein 4. Gene Ontology annotation, cellular component: cytoplasm. The record is from RefSeq and is a predicted model, not a curated record. Lineage: Eukaryota; Viridiplantae; Streptophyta; Magnoliopsida; Brassicales; Brassicaceae. Gene Ontology annotation, molecular function: ubiquitin-protein transferase inhibitor activity.
UUUACCGAAAUUUCCUUUUCUCAUUACGAAUCGUUCUGUGCAAAAAACCUUAUGGUUAGAGAGAAACACAACUCGAAAGUUCAAAUCUUUGUCGUAAUAUUACAUUCGAUCUAGUGACUGCGUCGGCGAUUGUCUCUUUGACUGUGAGGAUCCGAUGUCUGCUGCUAAUGUUUCGUAUUUGCAUCGUGUACGAGAGCUUUUAGCCGGGAGCUUAAGUUCAGUUGAAGUUGGAGAAUCUCAGGACUUGGAGAGCUUGGUGGCAGAACUUGUCAGCUGUCUGAACUCUUUGUCCGAGAACGUAGCUUGCAAUGCUAGCGAUGAUGAACAUGAGAAUGAUGCAACUUCCAAUGCCAGAGACGAUGAUCAUGAGAAUGAUGUUAUCCAAGUUCUAGAUGAAACUUUGAAAUUUCUAUCAUCUCCUCAGAUGGAUCAGGAUGUGAUGGAUGCACUGUCAUUUGAAUUGCCAAAAGCAAUCUCCAAGUUUGCAGGCCUAUCAAGCAGAUGUCUAGAGUUAGCUGAGGCUAUCGUUGAUCGGUUUGUGGAAGCAUGCAAUCCACGUGACAUGCUUUCAGUUCUUUGUGAGGCACUCGAUGCUGCACGGGUCUCUCUUUCACUCUCCAGUUCUUCUACUCCUUUAUUACAUGGGCUCUCUAAAGUUUUUAUUUCUGUUCGGAGACGUCACUACGAGCAGCUAAAAGUGGCGGUUCCAAUUGUCUUGAACGUUUUGAAGGACAUGUCUUUGGAGCCAGACAUACAACCUGAAGGUCUAUUUGAUAAGGCUCUAGGCAUUGCCGUUUCCAUUAAAGAUGUUGCUUCAAAACUGGAGAAGGAAGAAGGCACAAAUGUCCGUAGUUUGCUUGGUCUCUAUCUGAUGCAGAUAACGGCUGUUCUUUCAGUAAGCAUCAAAGACAAGGUGGACUCUGGUGUUCCUCUGGUGAUGCAGUUAAAACCUUUAUUGGCAUAUUGUGGCUUAACACACCUUGGUUUAAUCACUGGAAACGACCCUGAAAGAUUACUAAGCACGAUCUCGAAAGAUGAUGAUGACUUCCUCAACUCUUUCCAUGACAUCAACUUGGGUGCAUCGCUUCUAUUCAUCUGGGCGAGGAUCUCACCCGAGGUUGCAGAUGUUGCUAACGAUGUGGAUGAGCUCCAAAGCAAUCCAGCGAAAAGGUGGCAAGCAUAUGGGAUGUUGAAACACAUAGUCGCUUCUGGAGAUUUGCUCUGGGAAUUCAAGAGACGCACCAUCGAGGUUUUGCUUGACAUAGUCAAAGGAGCAGCUCCAUCUCAAUGCAACGAGGAAAUAGAUUGUUCGCAUUACACAACUAGCAUCUAUGCUGCUUUACAGGCUGUUACGUUGGUGAUCAUGUAUGCUCCUGACGCGGAUCUGAGGAAGAAGACAUUUGAGACACUAAAGAGGAUUAUAUCUGAUAUACCGGUUUCUCAGAGGUUUGACGUUUUAAAAGCCCUUGUCACAAACUCCCAGUCUUCCACAAUGAGAGGGAUUCUUCUGGAUCAAGUAAAAAACAACAUGAGCACAAGCAGCUUGCAAGCUACGGACUGUGAUGCUCAUGUUUCUGAGCUAGUGGAGUUGGUGUUAAAGCCUCCACAUGGUGGUCCUCCACUCUUCCCAGACCAGAGUGAUGAGGUUCUGGCGGCACUGAACCUCUAUAGGUUUGCGUUGCUAAAUGAUGGCAAUGGAUUUUUGUCAAAGAAGACUCUGGAGAGAGACUAUAAGGGAUGGCUGUUGCCUCUUCGAACUAUUGUGAGCGGCAGCAUCGCAGAGAACCAACGCGAGAAGGAUCACGACCAGGAAUCCUCACUUGAGAUUCUGUGCAUUCUUAACCGAAUUGAAUCGCUUCUAUAUUGGUGCAUUGAGCUCGUGGAAGAAAGGUUGAAAAGUCACUAGUGUAAAAACAAUCAUGGGGAAGGAACUAUGCAAAUGCUCCAAGUUGUAUGCAGAGUAGUACCUAGCACUACAAAAUCCAUUUUCCUGCAACUUUGUUUAUUCAAAAUCUAAUCUCGUCAAAUUGUAUGCUUCAAGAUUAUUUUUUUCAUUUUAUUUAAUGUUGUGUGUGUCAAGAGACCUGUGUACUUGCAUACAAAGUCUUCAACUUCUCAUU